AUGCAUGUUGAAGUUUUUCUUCCGUGCUUGGCCAAAUUGCUUCUAGGACUGGGAUGGGGGAGAAAUUUUUUUCGUCACGUUGAUUGUGGGGCUAGUGGUCCAAACUUAAGAUUGAUGGAGUUGACAUUGGGAGUUUUUUUUUAA
Sclerotinia sclerotiorum 1980 UF-70 is the source of this 144-nucleotide messenger RNA. RefSeq lists its product as hypothetical. The coding region runs from base 1 to 144 and encodes 47 amino acids. The record is from RefSeq and is a predicted model, not a curated record. NCBI's taxonomy places the organism in Eukaryota, Fungi, Ascomycota, Leotiomycetes, Helotiales, Sclerotiniaceae. The transcript has a single exon.